ACACUGACAGCCAAACACACCAUAAGCGUCUCUCACUCUGUUGUGUGCAACUUAAAACCCAACAGUACUCUGAACUCCGCAGACAAACAACACUAUGGAGGAAGAACCAAAGCCAGCCGAGUCCACAGCCACCGAAAUCCUCCCAAUCCCUCCGAGCUCCGCCGAAGUCCUCCCUCCACAGGCUCCUCCGUCUUCUCUUCCUCCCAAGUCCAAGAAGAGACCUCUUGAAAACGAUGCUCAUUUCUCCAACUCAUCCACCCUCUACAAGAUUCGCGCCGUCCUCAAAGAGGUCCGCCCUCAUUUUCUCGAGGUCCUCGGGACCCCUGACUUUCGAACGUGCAAGUCAUCUGAAGAAAUUCAAGAAUAUGUUAAACUUCUGAUGGAACUAUGCAAACAGAUGACGGCAGAAACAGUUUCGGCAACAAGAAGUAAGAAUGUGCCAGGUGAAAAGCCCCAAGAUACAAGGGCUUUUGCAAAGCCAUCAGAAAAUAAGUUUCCAACAGGUGUAUCCACUGAAAAGCAGCGGGCUGAAGAUGGUCAGACUCAAGGGACAUAUAUUGUUGGUGGGUCUGCGUUCGGCUGGAAUUUCAUUACCUUUGUAGGCGAAGAACCAGUCUACUACGGAAUAACAAAGGAGUCAUUUCGAGCUAAUGGCAGCAAAGAAACAGUUCAGACUAUGGAAUAAAAAAGGGAGUCAUUUUGAGUUAAAGGCAGCAAGAAACAGUUAUGUAAUCCUACCAUUAGCAUAUUGACUGGGUGCUGGCAAAAACUUUUAAUCCAACCCCAUGGUCCCCAUCAUAGAGAAGAAAGGGGGAUUUGAUGGAUGGUUUGAUCAAUUCAAAAGGAUGUAAUGUUUUCAUUAGAAUGGGUUAUUCAGCAUGAUUCUUCAAAAAGGAUCAGUGGACAUAUUGUAACAUUGCGAUCGGUUUAGUAUGUGAUAUUUUCGAUGAAUUUCUUUGGAAGAAA
Molecule: messenger RNA, 966 nt
Organism: Malus domestica (apple)
Lineage: Eukaryota; Viridiplantae; Streptophyta; Magnoliopsida; Rosales; Rosaceae
Source: RefSeq, a predicted model, not a curated record